CCGGCGGACGCGUCGCAUUGUUCUCGUUCGGAUCGACGACGGUAUCUCGCGUGUUCGGGAAGCGAAGACGGAAAUCGCGACCGAUCCGAAGGAUCGUUUUCGCGCCGCGUACUGACCCCGCGCACGUGACCGAGAGUGCGUCGUGUGUAUCAUCAGGAAAUAGUUUGAUUUUGUUUCGUCGUCGUGAAAUCAGUCGCGCGCUCGUGUGUUUUGCUUGCGCGAGAACGAACCGAAGUUGGCCGGGGAAGCGCGCGUUUCGUGUGUUCGCCGCGUCGCGUGUUUUUCACAGACACAAAGUUGUUGCGAACGCGAGUUGUUGAGUGACGGAAGAAGAAAAAAAAACGACAAUCGGUAGAGCGCAUUGUGAGAUCGUUCCGUACUGACUGGCAAGAAUGGAAUUUUCAACGUGUUUUUUUUUCAUGUGAGGACGGAUGAGAGAGGAAGCAGCGCGUAAACGCCAGCGGAUGUAGCAACGAACGACGGAUCACAUCAUCCGAAUGUGUGCAUGAGUGUUUCGCAUAAAUUCGUCCUCUAAUCGUUUGCCGACGUUUCAACAACGUUGCACACAUUCUCUGAAAACUGGCGCGUGCGCGACCAACGUCAAAAACGUCGGAACGUUCCCGUGAAGAGCCGUGAGAGUGAGAGAUAGUGAGACAGGCGGUGGAUCAUCGUCAACAUGGCGGACGGCGACUUGCUCGUCACAAUUUCAGGUGCUGCGCUUUCGCUGCUAUUUUUCGAAAAUGUGCGCAGCGUCGGCGACCAGGUCGGUUUUCUGCUUGGAGAAGUUGUCGAGUUCUUCGUCAAGACCUACACCGAUUCCGACAAUCAAGUGGAAACUGUCAAAAUUCACAUAAAUGUGGAGACUAUAAUGACGUGUCCUCUGUUCGAUCUUGUGCACGAUUCAACCAGUUGUCGGAUCAACAAGGAGAAGGUCAAAAAUUUUGUGCGCGACAAGAGCAAGCAGAUUAUCGGUUGGUUUCAUUUCCGCAGAAACUCAAGCAGUCUAAUUCCUACAUUGAAGGACAGAUUAUUCCACAAGCAGCUCGCGUCCCAUUUUUCUAGCGAGAAUGACUGCAAUGAGGAUUUCUUUCUCACUUGUCUUCUUAACGCCUCCAUAUCCGAAACGGGUGGUACUCACAAGUUCCGGCAUGUGUUUCUCAGGCGCAAACAAAAAGCGUUUGAACCGGUGCCUUUGCGGAUAAACAAUUUGGGUGACGACGCUUCCAGACACGAUGGUUCAGAUUAUAAACCAACGCCUUACAGAAAGUCCGCUCAUGUGAGAGACAGUUUCACCGAACUGAUAAAAUCACUGAGUUUAGAUGUGACAAGAACAGGUGGAGUGGAUUCUGCUAUGGCUAUUCAAAGAGCCGCUCAGGAGCACUUGACGUCGUUAAUUCCGAAAGUGUGUGAAUCUGAUAUGCAGGUGGCCGAGCUAGAACGACAAGUUCGCGAGUUAAAAGCCAAGGUUCAAGAACAACAAUUAACAAAGAGGCCGAGAAUCAAUGGCGAAACAUGCGAAAGAAUCGCGAAGGUGCAGCCGAGCAAUCAAAACCCGUGCCGCAAUACCGCCGCCUGCAUCGCUAAGAGCGUCAAGGAGAAGUCGGGCCGAAUAGGCCGCGGCAGUCUACUGGAGAUUGCAAACCAGCAACAAGAUGCGCGCGACAAUUCACCUAAUAGCAGACGUACCGUUCCGGAAAUCACAACCGAGCCUAUCUGCUGCGAAGUGGGCGUAGGGAGAGGCAGGGGCAGCGGAAGGAGUAAUCGCGAAUUUAAUCCGGGAAUGAAGAAAGUUCGACAAAUUCCGAUCACAGUACAGACGCAUUCCUCUCGCGAAACUACCCCAGAACUUCAGGAUUUCUCCGACGCAGACUGCUCCGCUGUCUCAUCCCUCUCCCCUUCCGUUAUAAGGUCCCGUAGCCAGGUAACAAAGAAAACACAUACGGAGAAAUGCAACACAGUGACGUCGUUAGAUAUUUGAGCGGAGAAAUCAAACAGUGGAAAAAUUUGUGCUUUGUCCUAUAAAAUUUCAAAAACAAAAAUGGCAAAUGGAAAGAAGGGAGGAAGAAAAGAUAGAGGUAUUUGCCAGUAUUAUAUAAGAGUAAGAUGUUGUAAAGAGAGAAUUAAGAGGAGGAGGUAUCACCAGAAAGAAAACUUCGAAAAGAAAAUGUUGUUUUUAAAGAAAUUCAAAAAUAAUGCUAAUCUUCGACAAAUGCUUAUUUUAAUUUGGCAAUUAAAAGCAAGAAUUAGGAGAGAAGUGGCAGUUAGAAUGUUUUGUUGUAAUUAUUCUAUUGCAGGUGCCUUAAAUUCUGCAAAAAUACUGAUAAGACAUCUUUAAGGAUUCGAGAAAUUUAAGGUUUUGUAUCUUAUUCCAAGUUAUUUAUAGUGUUUAUUGUGUGCCAUUAAGUUACUCUGUAUAACAUGUUUUGCUAUAAAAUUAAAAUAACAUAGAAGCUCUUACAUUAGUUUAUAUGCAUUGAUGAAUAAGUGGAACUCUGUAAAUAAAGAAUACAAGAGAGAAAGAGAGAGAGAGAAAGAGAGAAAUGACGUUUUAUAUUCAAUAGAAAUAAAUAAUAUAUAUAUAAAUAAAACAAUAAUAACAAUCUAUGGAAUGACUUAACAAAACUAUAACAUAGACGAAAAG
Messenger RNA from Pseudomyrmex gracilis, 2641 nucleotides. Its product is annotated as BRISC complex subunit FAM175B-like. The transcript is spliced from 7 exons. Gene Ontology annotation, cellular component: nucleus. The coding region runs from base 677 to 1978 and encodes 433 amino acids. NCBI's taxonomy places the organism in Eukaryota, Metazoa, Arthropoda, Insecta, Hymenoptera, Formicidae. Gene Ontology annotation, molecular function: microtubule binding; polyubiquitin modification-dependent protein binding. The record is from RefSeq and is a predicted model, not a curated record. Gene Ontology annotation, biological process: mitotic spindle assembly; attachment of spindle microtubules to kinetochore; protein K63-linked deubiquitination.